Molecule: messenger RNA, 720 nt
Organism: Dichotomopilus funicola
Lineage: Eukaryota; Fungi; Ascomycota; Sordariomycetes; Sordariales; Chaetomiaceae
Product: ESX-4 secretion system protein EccC4
Exons: 2
Coding region: 1-720 (239 amino acids)
Source: RefSeq, a predicted model, not a curated record
AUGGACGCCGUUCGCACAAUGCUGGGGUGCAUGACCCGCCGACGGGGAGAGCAGAAUGGGUAUACGGAGCUUCUGUACGACGACAAGAUGGGGGCCAUGUACUCGGACCAUGAGCCGUAUGCGCAGCACGACGCCAUGACCUACAGCUACCAAGGCGGCGACUGCGACCACUACGAUGAGAAGGUCGAGGAAAUCGCCCAGGAUGUGGCCCGGCUCCUGUGGGAGGCAGAGUGGAACGAUGACGCGCUGCAGAGCCGCAUUUCGGAGGCGGUCGGCGACCAGCGGUGGACUCGCAAGAUGGUGGAGGAGUGCCUGGACAACGUGAUCGAGUACGUGGAGCGGGGGCGGUUCGAGAUGGGGGCGGCCAUGUGCGCGGCGCUGGACAAGGCAACGGACACGGCGGACGAGGAGUUUGCCUUCCCGCGGCGGCACCCGCAGUCGCUGGACGGGUUCAUCGCCAUCGUGUCGGUCGGCGUGCUCGCGGAGAUGCAGGGCGCCUGGGUGUUGGAGCUGCUUGGGUUUGGUGAAGUACAGGGCAAAGAGGAGCUCAACGGGGCGGGCGAGAUCGCGAUGCUCACCUCGGACAAGAUUGUCUUCUCUCCUGAGCCUAAGCCAAGCUCGUUUGCGGCCUGGUGGUCGCGGGAGUAUGACGCCUACAUUCCUCACCACUCCAUUUACUCGUACUUGAUCAAUAUGGACAUGGUCGAGGUUGACGUCUGA